AUGACGGGGAUGGAUUGGAUGAAGUGUAUAUGUGGUAUGGGAUGUCGAAUGGGUAUCGGGUGUUACUGUUGUACCUGGUGUUGUGAAAAAUGUAAGAGUAGCAGCGGUUGCAAUGGAUGUAAGGCACAUUACAUGGUGCGCAUCAAAAACAGAGGUAAAAAGUACGAAUGCGAACUUUCGAGAUGUAAGAAACAAUGUGAAGGCAAGGAGAAAGACUGCAAAUGUGACUGUUGUGUUAAGAAAUGUACAGAGCAGCCUGACAGCUGUAAAAACCCCGUCCUCCCCCCUCUACAGCCUUCCUCUGCCUCUGCUUCCGAGUCUUCCAGCAGUCGAGAGCAUUCCCUGCCUUCCACCGGUGAACAGCAGCCCGCUGUUCUCCCCGUUACCGCUGCUCGGUCCGGUGAUCUCGGUUCCGAUGGUGACGGUCAUUCCAUCACUGUCUCCCCAGAUCCCUCCACCUCUCCCCAAGCCAUCGCCGCCGUCAUCGUUGCCAUAAUCGUCGCCAUCAUCCUGCUCGACCUGUGCAUCUUCCGCUUCCCGGUGGGCCGCAACAUCCGCGAUUUCCUCGUCCGCAAAGUACCGUUCUGCAUCGCGUUUUACAGCUAA
Messenger RNA from Babesia bigemina, 606 nucleotides. RefSeq lists its product as hypothetical. The transcript has a single exon. Lineage: Eukaryota; Apicomplexa; Aconoidasida; Piroplasmida; Babesiidae. Bases 1 to 606 code for a protein of 201 amino acids. The record is from RefSeq and is a predicted model, not a curated record.